GUUAUUGACAAAUAUACCAAAUACAAGAACUUUUGGACGCCCUCUCUAGUCUUUACUAUUUUCCAAACACCAAGCACCGGAGGCUUUUGCCUUGCCAGUGAAGCCCCUAGCUACCGCGCGCGUGCAAUGGCACAAUGCAUACCGUCACGCAGUCCAGCCCUGCUCCUACUCGACAGACAGCCAAAACACAACCCAACCAACCUCGGACGCGCCGGCGCGCCCGUGAAUGACGCACGCACGAGACACGGCCGCGAGGCGCGCGGCGAGCCGAGCAAGGCGUGGACGCCUCUGACCCGUCGUUGGCGCGCGGCAACACAGGCACAGCCCAGCGCGCCCCCCCGCGCACGCGCCGAGGCGAAGGGGAGCAGCGCCCGGCCGGCCGUCGAGGCGUCUCGUCGCCGCCGCGCUCCGAUGGGGGGCUGCUACUCCGCCUACGCCUGCUCGCGCAAGCUCCGCAGCCGCAUCUCCUUCGUGCUCCCCGUCACCGAGCGCGACCGCGACGACCGGUCCAGCAGCGACGGCGCCAGCACCGCCUCCCCGUCCCCGUCCCCGUCCCCGCGCAAGGACGCCGACGCCGCGCCCGCCGUGGUGCGGACCACCGCCGCCGAGUUCGCGCGCCGGUACGCGCUGGGCCGGGAGCUGGGCCGCGGCGAGUUCGGGGUGACGCGCCGCUGCCGCGACGCCGCCACGGGGGAGGCGCUCGCGUGCAAGACCAUCCGGAGGCCCCGCCGCCCCCGCGGCGGCGGCGGCCGCCUCGGUGGCCCGGCCGCAGCCCCCGCCGCGGGGAAUCCCGGCGCGUCGCCGGGGCAGGACAGGGCGGCGGCCGCGGCGGCGGCGCACGCGGCGGACGUGCAGCGGGAGGUGGCCAUCAUGCGCCGAAUGUCGGCCCGCGGCGGGGCCGCCGUGGUGCGGCUCCGCGAGGCCUGCUGCGAGGACGGCGGCGGCGCCGUGCACCUCGUCAUGGACCUCUGCGAGGGCGGUGAGCUCUUCGACCGCAUCGUCGCCCGCGGCCACUAUUCGGAGCGCGCCGCGGCAAACAUCUUCCGCACCAUCGUCGGCGUCGUCCAGCUCUGCCACUCCGACGGCGUGAUCCACCGGGACCUCGAGCCCGAGAACUUCCUCUUCGCCAACAAGUCCGAGGACUCCCCGCUCAUCAUCGACUUCGGCCUCUCCGUCUUCUUCAACCCCGGCGAUCGGUUCACGGAGGUGGUGGGGAGCUACUACAUGGCCCCCGAGGUGCUGAAGCGCAACUACGGGCCGGAGGUGGACGUGUGGAGCGCCGGCGUCAUCCUCUACAUCAUCCUCUGCGGCGUGCCGCCCUUCUGGGGCGACAACGACGAGAAGAUCGCGCAGGCGAUACUCCGCGGCGGCAUCGACUUCAACCGCGAGCCGUGGCCUCGCGUCUCCGCCGCCGCCAAGGACCUCGUCCGCCGCAUGCUCGACGCCGACCCCUCCACCCGCCCCACGGCGCGGCAGGUCCUGGAGCACCCGUGGCUCAAGAACGCCGACGCGGCGCCCAACGUGUCCCUCGGCGACGCCGUGCGCGCCCGGCUGCAGCAGUUCUCCGCCAUGAACAAGUUCAAGAAGAAGGCGCUGGGCGUGGUGGCGCGGAGCCUCCCCGUGGAGGAGCUGGACAAGUACGUGCAGAUGUUCCGGCUCAUGGACAAGGACCACAACGGGAACCUGUCGCUGGAGGAGCUCAUGGAGGGGCUCCACAUCAACGGCCAGCCGGUGCCGGAGCCGGAGAUCCGGAUGCUCCUCGAGGCGGCGGACACGGAUGGCAACGGCACGCUGGACUGCGACGAGUUCGUCACCGUCUCGCUGCACCUCAAGAAGAAGGCCAGCGACGAGUACCUGGCGUCGGCGUUCAGGUACUUCGACAAGGACGGCAGCGGCUUCAUCGAGCUGGAAGAGCUCAGGGAGGAGCUGGGGCCCAACGAGCAGGUCAUCCUCGACAUCAUCCGGGACGUCGACACCGACCAGGACGGCCGCAUCAGCUACCAGGAGUUCGAGCUCAUGAUGAAGGCCGGGACGGACUGGAGGAACGGGUCGAGACAGUACUCAAGGGCAAACUUCAGCAGCCUCAGCCGGAAGCUCUUCAAGGACAUGCCGUGAGACCAAACCAGUUGGAGGCCGGCAUCGAGGGGGCAGCCACGAUCAAGAAAGGAAUCUUCACCGCUUCUCGGAUUCCUUCGGGGGUGUUUGGCAGGGAGGGGCUAAAUUUUAGCCCCUGUCACA
This is a messenger RNA of Setaria italica (foxtail millet), 2238 nucleotides long. RefSeq names its product calcium-dependent protein kinase 21-like. Gene Ontology annotation, molecular function: calcium-dependent protein serine/threonine kinase activity; calmodulin binding; ATP binding. The record is from RefSeq and is a predicted model, not a curated record. Gene Ontology annotation, biological process: protein autophosphorylation; peptidyl-serine phosphorylation; intracellular signal transduction. Lineage: Eukaryota; Viridiplantae; Streptophyta; Magnoliopsida; Poales; Poaceae. Gene Ontology annotation, cellular component: nucleus; cytoplasm.